Molecule: messenger RNA, 1737 nt
Organism: Salpingoeca rosetta
Lineage: Eukaryota; Choanoflagellata; Craspedida; Salpingoecidae
Exons: 5
Coding region: 1-1440 (479 amino acids)
Source: RefSeq, a predicted model, not a curated record
AUGCUGACACGCGAGGGGUGGUGGUGUGGUGUGGUUGCAGCAGCGGUUGCUGCGGUGCUGGUGCUGGCCGUGCGUUGCGAGGGCGUGCAUUGGCCGUGCGAGCCACAUGGCCACUACUACCGCGAUACGCAGAUGUGCAUUUGCAACCGGGAGCAGCAGCAGCUUGCGCGGGGCCAGCUGGUGUAUGCCUUCGACCCGCCUGUCUCUUCAACCGGCUUCAACAAGAAUUGCUGCAAGCACUGCUUCUGUGGCGACCCAUGGGCUAUUGUGAGAAACACAUUCAUCGGCAAGCGCAACCACCACGCAGACGUGCGACCGCUCGCCAUCAGGGACGACAGGGAGGCUGUGCUGCAGGACAUGCGCGUGCGACGCGCCGUUGCCGACGACGCCACCAGCAGCAACAGCAGAAGCCACAACAACAACGUUGAUCUGAACAUUGCCGUGUCACUGGGCGCCUUUGAUGAGCUGCAGCCUCGCUUCCCAAGCUGCGUUGUGCCGGGGUAUGACGCGGAGGCGCAGGUCACGGAAGAAGAGGGUGUGGCGCUGGCGCGGUCGUUUGUGGACGGGUGUGCAUCGAAGUGGGAGUGGGCGCGGCAGUUUCACAACCCCAUCAACCGAGAUACCCUGGUGCUGUCAUCGUGGAUGUCGUUCCGCCCAGAUACGCAGCGAUACAACACCUUGGGCUGCACAAACCCAGCGUACAUUGCUGGAUGGUACGAGUCUAUCAUGACCAUGGGGCUGCGUGCCGUAGUGCUCCACGACUGCCUGUCACCAGGCCUCGUCGCCGCCUUGCAGAACGACAAUAUCACAUUUGAGCGGGUGGAGCAUGAUAUGAGCUCCAAUAUCCACUUUAAGCAGUCGCCGUACGACGUGCGCUUUGUGCUCUAUUCUGAGUACUUGCGCCGCAGCGAGCAGCAGCACCUCACGCAUGUCCUCAUGACAGACAUGAGCGAUGUCAGGUUUCGCCGUGAUCCGUUCUCUGCGAUGCGCGCGCGCCCGGAUGUCGAGAUCUUCAUCGGCGCUGAAACACUUUCUUUUCGCCACAAUCCGUAUGUGUCGGAGUACUUGGAGUGGUGUGCGCCGGCGUAUGCGCCACUGCUCCACCACCCAGCCUUCCAACACACAAUCCCGCCAAACUGCGGGGUCGUCGGGGGCCAAUAUGCGUCAACCGUGCGGCUGCUGGCACACGUCGUCAAGCUGUACAAGCAAAGAACCUACGAGAAGCACGCGUGCAUGGAGCCAUGGGAGCGCUCAUGCGACAUGGCCAUGUUUGCCAUCGCCCUCAUGACCGGAUACGAGACGCUGCACGAGGACGUCAUCGCAGAUGACGGGUCGUGGGCGGCGCUGCAGCAGCCAUUCAGGUUUGACAGCGGCGUCCCAUUCACAAGUCCCUUCACGCUUCACGUCUCGUCGCCGCCGUAUUAUGUCAUCCACAAGUGAUCCGCACGGCGCAUGUUGAUUGGUGCUGGCGCAUCAGGAUACCUCCCCCUCACAUCAUCGUGCCACGACGAAGCGUGCUGUGGUGCAAUUGCUGUCACCGACACGUGUGCCGUGUAAUUGACGUGACGUGACAGCCCUUUCUUGACGAGUUUGCACGCACACCUCGUGCUUGCUUGCUUCCUUUCCGUCUGUUCGCCGUUCUGACACAUGCGUAGCCUUAAGUGAGCACGUCUGUAUAUCGAGCACUUUCGUGUAAUGAAACCUCUGGUAGUUGCUCUUCUAAACAAUUGCUUCACC